Haemonchus placei is the source of this 471-nucleotide messenger RNA. NCBI's taxonomy places the organism in Eukaryota, Metazoa, Nematoda, Chromadorea, Rhabditida, Trichostrongylidae. The record is from the annotation of a GenBank genome assembly.
AUGGGAUUCAUAAAAGAUUGUGGUCUGGAACGAGUCAUGAGGGAUUUGCGAAUCUUGAGUGGCAGCCCUGGAGCGGAUUUCGCAGCUGUGGUAGAUCCGGCUUUGGGUGAUUCAGCCAAAAAGCUGGACAACUGCAUCAAGGAACUCGGCAAAACAGUUGAAAAUCUUCUCAUCAAGUAUAAAAAGGGCAUUAUUCAUGCACUUAUUCGUGCAAGAACAGCGCCGCCAGUGCUCCUCAUGAAAGGGAUAUUGCGAAUUAUUUCUGCUAUAUUGGUACGGCAUGUCGCACUUGGCGAAGACUGGACCUGCAUGAACUCACGAAUGUUGAUAGAAAGCUGUGCUCGCGGGCAUGGUAAUUUUUCCGGUAGUGCCCAAAGCACUAUCGCGACUGGUUUCGAGCCGGUGGAUCGCCGAGAGGCGAUUGAUUUUUGCCCUCGAUCAUUUUUGGUCGAUGACGGUUGGUCGACGUAG